UCUUAACACGGCACCCAAUAAAAUGCAAGCAGGUGUGUAUUUGGACCAAUCAGAGUGCAGUAUGUCAAUGUUGUGUAGAUAAAAUCCUUCAUAUUGUAAACAUAGCAACAAACGUGGUAGUUUUCAGUACAGGCACGUCAAGGAACAAAUUAGUGAAUUCCAGAAUGCUCUACUCGCCGCUAGAUGUCAGGGCACGUAUAUAAACGCAGGUAACUCGCCGGCUGUCAGUGAAUUUAAAUCAAGCAUUCGCAUUAAACGCAUCGCAGAAGCGCUCAGAGAUUUUUACGAACUGCACACUCGUAAAAAUGAAGUCCUUCACAUAUUUCCUAAGUAUCGCGAUCUUGCUUUUCGGCGGAGCAAGAUACUUCGCUUCAGCUGAAGAAAAAUGCCCUCAAUCUCAACCACGGCGGAGCAACAGGCUGUUCGACCAAGCUUUCGGCCUGGCGCUCACACCAGACGACUUCCUAACAUCGAUGCUGUCACCAUGGAGUAUGCACGACUACUUCAGACCUUGGAGACAACUGACUCAGCUGACCAAGGACCUCGGCUCCACCAUCAAGACCGACAAAGACAGGUUCCAAGUAAACUUAGACGUGCAACACUUUUCUCCUGACGAAAUAUCAGUGAAGACUGCUGACGGUUACGUGGUGGUUGAAGCUAAACACGAGGAGAAAGAAGACGAGCAUGGCUACGUGUCUCGCCAGUUUGUGAGGAGAUAUGCCUUGCCUGAAGGUACGAAGUCUGAGGAGGUGAUUUCUGAACUGUCCAGUGAUGGUAUCCUGACGGUUUCUGCUCCUCGUAAAGUGGAACCAGUGAAGGGUGAACGAGUGGUUCCUAUCACUCAGACGGGACCUGUGCGGAGGGAGGCGAAGGAGUCUAGUGAAGCCAAGGAGGAUGUGCAAGGGUCCUGCCAAGCUGACCAGCAAUCCUGCUCCAAGGCCUAAGUGUCUUCGGGGUUUCUCUACAUCUUAAGUGCUAGUCAAGUAACAUCAUGACAUUUUGUUUUUAAGACUGAUAGACGUGUGUUUUUUACUUUAAUAAAUUAUUUGUGAUAAUGUGA
Messenger RNA from Spodoptera frugiperda (fall armyworm), 1060 nucleotides. RefSeq names its product protein lethal(2)essential for life. The record is from RefSeq and is a predicted model, not a curated record. The transcript has a single exon. The coding region runs from base 306 to 944 and encodes 212 amino acids. Lineage: Eukaryota; Metazoa; Arthropoda; Insecta; Lepidoptera; Noctuidae. Gene Ontology annotation, molecular function: protein folding chaperone. Gene Ontology annotation, biological process: protein refolding; response to heat.